CUUCUUAACCCCAGAUCCAUUGAUGUCAACAGGGGUUAUCCUGUCUCCAUUCUUCCUGUCGUCCACAAUCAGCUCCUUUGUUUUUGUGACAAUGAUGGAGGGUUUGUUUCCUUGACACCAGUCAGAUGUUCAGAUCAUAGAUAGAUUCAGCAGUUAGAUGGUUGAGCCUGGUGCAAUGAAUGUGCUGAGCUGUGUAUAUCACAAUGCAAGAAGCAUCGUAGGAAAGCCAGAUGAGCUCAGGACAGGGAAUUAUGAUAUUGUAACCAAUAUUGGGACUUGGUUGCAGCCAACAGUCUCAGGGAUUUAGAGGAACAAAUUUGUAGAGAGAUUGCAGACCAUGCCAAUAAACAAAAAGGUUGAUUCAGUAAGUGAUUUUAACUUUCCACAUAUUGACUGGGACUCCUAAACUGUAAAGGACUAGAUGAGGUAGAGUUUGUCAUAUGUGCCCUUAAUCAAUACGUAGAAUUCCUGAUGUAGAAGUGUGCAAUAAGCUGUUAGGAAAUGAUCAGGGCUGGUGACAGAAAUUAGUGAUCAUAAUGCCAUGAGAUUCAAAGUAAAUAUGGAAAAAGAGAGGUCUGGACCACGGGAUGAGAUUCUAAAAUGGAGAAAGGUCAAUUUUGAUGGUAUCAGAAAGGAUCAGACAAGUGUGGUUUGGGACAGGUUGUUUCCUGGCAAAGGAGUACCUGUAAGUGGGAGGUCUUCAGAUGUGAAUUUUUGAGGAUGCAGAGUUUGUAUGUGCCUGCCAAAAUGAAAGUUGAAAGGUAACUGGUCCAGGGAACCUUGGUUUUGAAGAGAAAUUGAAGCCUCGUAUAUAUUAUUCCACUAAAUGCCUCAGACUGUUGGGUGCUACCGAGACCCAUUAAUGACUACAAGUCAUAAUUCCACGCACUGAGCUCAUCUGAAUUUUUUUGUUGUCUUUUGGUUUCUCAAAGCUUCCGAAUAUUUGUUCUUUUGUUUGCCCUCUCUUUGACAUUUAUGUUGGCUCUGGCUUCUCAUUUUAGCCACAGUUCUGUCCUCCUGUCUUUCUGAUGCUUCCACUUCUGUGGAAUCACUCAGGUCCCAAAUUGCUCCAGAAACUCCAGCCACUGCUGCUCAAUUGUCACUCCUACCCUUUCCCUUCCAAACAAGUUUGGCCAGCUUCUCUGCCAUAUAAACAUGGAGAAGUUCAGUAAAGAAACAGGCUAUUUGUCCCAUCUAGUCAAUGCCAAAAAAGCAUUUAAACUUGCAGUGCGAUCUGGACCAGCUGGCAAAAUGGUUUGAGAAAUGGAAAAAGGAAUUUAAUGCAGACAAGUGUGAGUUGUUGCACUUUGGUCUGACCUACCGAGGGAGGUCUUUCACAGUGACUGGUCGGGCACGGAGGAGUGUUGUAGAAGAAAGGGACCUGUUGUAGAAGAAAGUCCUUAAUUCACUGAAAGUGGUAUCACAGUUAGAUAGAGAUGGAAGGGAAGAUUUUAGCCCAAUGGCCUUCAUGAACAAAAGUACUGACAACAAUAGAUGAAUGUUAUGUUGACUUGUAGAAAACAUUGGUGAGGCCUAAUUUGGAGUACUGAGUACAGUUUUGGUCACCAACCUACAGGAAAGAUGUAAGGACUUUGAAAGAGUUCAGAGAAAAUUCACAAGGAUGUUGCCAGGUCUGGAGUACUUGGGUUAUAAGGAAAGAUUGAACAGGUCAGGACUUUAUUCCUUGGACUGUAGGAGAUUGAGGGGAGAUUUGAUUGUGAUAGAGGGGCAUAGAUAGUGUAAAUGCAAGCUGGCUUUUACCACUGAGAUGGGGUGGGAGUACAACCAGAGGCCAUGGGUUAAGGGUGAAAGGUGAAAUGUUAAGGGGAAUAUGAGGGGAAACUUCUUCACACAGACAGUCAUCGGGGUGUGGAAUGAGCAGCCAGCUCAAGUGGUGCAUGCGAGCUCAAUUUCAACAUUUCAGAGGUUCAUGUAGGUACCUGGAUGGUAGGGGUAUGGGAGUGGGCAGUUUAAAUAGUUUAGCACAGACUAGAUGGCCCAAAGGGCCUGUUUCUGUGUUGUAAUUUUCUACAAGAAUGUGAAAUAUUACAAAAAUUCACUCUGUCUUUUUAACAGUUGUGCGGACCAACCACUCACCUCAACAGGAAUUUUUAAUAUGGCAUUAAAACUGUGGCACUUUACGUUAAUAAUACAUAAAAGAAAAUCCUAGAUGCACAUCAAGAAAGACUAAUUGCAUGAGACUGGUUUUGUUACUGUGGGGCCAGGCACCCAUGCAGCUCAGCAGGAACAGGGAAUAAUACCAAUGGAGAGAGUCUAACUCCACCAAGGUACAAAUUGGAGAUGACAGAAAUGCCCCAUUCUUAUAGAAACAGGAAGAGCAUCAAAGAAUUGAUGGUCAUUCCAGAUACCAGCACUCUGCCCAGUCAGGAGAUGAUUUCUCUGUCCAACUUGGGUAGAACCUCACUGAAACAGUGCGAUACCAGGUCAAACCUUGGUAACUGAAGUAAUCUCAUCUGAAAUGUUGUCCUACACCCAUUGAUGGAUUUUGUAAAUCUUUUUACAGGUUAAAAACAAGAAGGAAUUUGUCUCCAGGAAGUUCAAACACGGCACACCAGUUUUGUUGUCUCUGUCUAGAUAUUUAAGGAGCAAGGGAUUCAAUCGACCAUCCUUCCUGCUCAACUGUGGGGAGGGAUUUAUUCGGUCAUUUGACCAACUGGCAACCCGUCAUUUUACACAGGAGAAAGGCUGUUCACCCGUUCAGACAGUGGGAAUGGAUUCAGUCGGUUAUCACAAUUGAAGGUACAUCAGUAAUUUCACACUGGGCAAGGCCAUUCACCUGUUCUGUGUGUGAGAAGGCGUUCAGUCGGUCUUCCCACCUGUGGACACACCAGUCAGUUCACACUGGGCAGAGGCUGGUCAUCUGCUGAACAUCUGGGAAAGGAUUCACUCUGUCAUCUGACCUAAUGGCUCACCAGCGUGUUCACAUUGGGGAGAAGCCAUUCACCUGCCCAGUCUGUGGGAAGGGAUUCACUCAGCCAUCCACCCUACAGAGUCACCAGCGAGUUCACACUGGAGAGAGGCCUUUCACCUGUGCAGAAUGUGGGAAGGGAUUCACUAAGUCAUCCACCUUACUGGUACAUCAGCGAGUUCACACUGGGGAGAAGCCAUUCAGCUGCUCAGUCUGUGGGAAGAGAUUCACUCAGUCAUCCCACCUACAGAGUCAUCAGCGAGUUUACACCGGGGAGGGGCCGUUCACCUGCUCAGAAUGUGGGAAGAGAUUCACUUAUUCAUCCACCCUACAGAGUCAUCAGCGAGUUCACACUGGGGAGAAGCCGUUCACCUGCUCAGAAUGUGGGAAGAGAUUCACUUAUUCAUCCACCCUACAGAGUCAUCAGCGAGUUCACACUGGGGAAAAGCCGUUCACCUGCUCAGUCUGUGGGAAGGGAUUCACUCAGUCAACCCACUUACAGAGACACCAGCGAGUUCACACUGGGGAGAAGCCGUUUACCUGCUCAGAAUGUGGGAAAAGAUUCACUGAUUCAUCCGCACUACAGAAGCAUCAGCGAUUUCACACUGGGGAGAAACCGUUCACCUGCUCAGAAUGUGGGAAGAGAUUCACUGAUUCAUCCACCCUACGGAAGCAUCAGCGAGUUCACACUGGGGAGAAGCCGUUUACCUGCUCAGAAUGUGGGAAGAGAUUCACUCAGUUAUUCAAUCUACAGAGACAUCAUCGAGUUCACACUGGGGAGAAGCCUUUCACAUGCUCAGUCUGUGGGAAGAGAUUCACUGAUCUAUCCACCCUACUGAGGCAUCAGCGAGUUCACACUGGAGAGAGGCCGUUCACCUGCUCAGAGUGUGGGAAGGGAUUCACUCGGUCAUCCCACCUACUGGCACACCAGCAAGUUCACAUUGGGGAGAAGCCGUUCACCUGCUCAGUCUGUGGGAAGGGAUUUACUCAGUCAUCCAAUCUACAGAGACAUCAUCGAGUUCAUACUGGGGAGAAGCCGUUCAUCUGCACAGUCUGUGGGAAGCGAUUCACUGAUCCAUCCACCCUACUGAGUCAUCAGCGAGUUCACACUGGGGAGAAGCCGUUCAUCUGCUCAGAAUGUGGGAAGAGAUUCACUGAUUCAUCCACCCUACGGAAUCAUCAGCGAGUUCACACUGGGGAGAAGCCAUUCACCUGCUCAGUCUGUGGGAAGGGAUUCACUCAGUCAUCCCACCUACAGAGACACCAGCGAGUUCACACUGGGGAGAAGCCGUUCACCUGCUCAGAAUGUGGGAAGAGAUUCACUGAUUCAUCCGCCCUACUUUGUCAUCAGCGAGUUCACACUGGGAAGAAGCCGUUCACCUGCUCAGAAUGUGGGAAGAGAUUCACUGAUACAUCCACCCUACGGAAGCAUCAGCGAAUUCACACUGGGGAGAAGCCGUUUAACUGUUCAGAAUGUGGGAAGAGAUUCACUCAGUUAUCCAAUCUACAGAGACAUCAUCGAGUUCACACUGGGGAGAAGCCGUUCACGUGCUCAGUCUGUGGGAAGAGAUUCACUGAUCUAUCCACCCUACUGAGUUAUCAGCGAGUUCACACUGGAGAGAGGCCGUUCACCUGCUCAGAGUGUGGGAAGGGAUUCACUCAGUCAUCCCAACUACUGGAACACGUACAUCAGCGUGUUCACACUGGUGAGAGGCCGUUCACCUGCUCAGACUGUGGGAAGGGAUUCACUUGCUCAUCCACACUAAAGGCACACCAGCGAGUACACACAGGGGUGUGGCCAUUCACCUGCUCUGAAUGUGGGAAGGGAUUCAGUCAGUCAUCUGAUCUACAAAAACACCAGCGAGUUCACACUGGGGAGAGGCCGUUCAUCUGCUCGGACUGUGGGAAGGGAUUCAGUCAUUCAUCCACCCUACACAGUCACCAACGAUUUCACACUGGGGAGAGGCCAUUCACCUGCUCAGAAUGUGGGAAAGGAUUCAGUCAUUCAUCCACCUUACAGAGACACCAGCGAGUUCACACUGGGGAGAAGCCAUUCACCUGCUCAGAAUGUGGGAGGGGAUUCACUCAGUCAUCUGAUCUACAAAACCACAAGCGAGUUCACACUGGGGAGCGGCCAUUCACCUGCUCAGUCUGUGGGAAGGGAUUCACACAGUCGUCCAAACUAUUGGCACACCAGUCAGUUCACACUGGGGAGCGGCCGUUCACCUGCUCAGACUGUGGGAAAGGAUUCACGCUGUCAUCUAAUCUACUGAGGCACCAGCGAGUUCACACUGGGUAGAGGCCGAUCACCUGCUCAGUCUUUGGCAAGAGAUUCUCUCGGCCAUCUCCACCAAAUGUGCAUGAUUGUCAAGUCAAACUUGAGUUUCAGGAAAGUAUCAAGGAAGAGCAAGAAUUCACUCGCAGAGAGGACGGAACCUUCUGCCUGAGGGCGGUUUCUGCCCAGAACAUUUGGGCGGACCCCGCAGCGUCACAGUGGCAGUCCGAGAGCAGCGUCACAUCCCGCGGUAAAAUGCCGAACUUUAAAUAAUUGUUGAGACUGUUUCAGGGAGAGGAGCACGGCUGUCACUGCGUUUGGGUGAACUCCGCCAUCGGGAUCAUCGCACACAGGCACUUCUUGAAAACGGCGCAAGGCUUAAGAAGAGCUCGCGGACCUUCAAAAGGGUUCACCCAGUUUGGGAUCAUAACGAUCCAGUAGAGAAACGGAGGUGCAGGUCCGAAAUGUCUCCGAAGUUCGACAGGCAGCCAGUUUUUCACCUGAUCCUAAUGCUAAUGCUACUGCCACUGCCUUAUGACUUAUGACUAUCCUUGACUAGACUAAUGACUGACUUACCGCUGGUUAUUUAUGACUACUGACUAAUAAUUAUUAACUGCCAC
Molecule: messenger RNA, 5824 nt
Organism: Hypanus sabinus (Atlantic stingray)
Lineage: Eukaryota; Metazoa; Chordata; Chondrichthyes; Myliobatiformes; Dasyatidae
Product: zinc finger protein 850-like
Exons: 2
Coding region: 2925-5228 (767 amino acids)
Source: RefSeq, a predicted model, not a curated record